Messenger RNA from Symbiodinium sp. CCMP2456, 4008 nucleotides. The record is from the annotation of a GenBank genome assembly. NCBI's taxonomy places the organism in Eukaryota, Dinophyceae, Suessiales, Symbiodiniaceae.
AUGGCUGACACAGAUUGGGAUGCCGUUUUUCUCGACGAAGUCAAUGAUGGUGAGCAGAGUGUGGAUGAUGAUGUUGACAUAGGCCCCGGAGUGCCAGACACAGACGCUGGCCUAGAUCAUGACCCUUCCGAUUUUUUGGAGUCUGGGCCUCCGUUAGAAGACGUAGCGGGCUUAGCAGAGGUGAACGCCCCUCGCAAGCGGGGCCGCCCUGUUGGCACCUGUGGCAGCAAACUUCUGCGUGAACAGCAGAAGGCUGCACAAACGGAAUUGCGGCACAGGGCGGAGGCCAGCCGCCCGCAACCGGGCAGCAUAGCGUACGCUAGGGAAUGUAAGAAGAUGCGCAAGUCGCAGUCUACAGUCAGAUGUGCGGGCGACGUGGAUCAAGCGAUGCCUGAAAGAUCCAGCAUCGUUUCUGUCAUGGACCCCGGUUCUUCAAUGUGGACGUUCUUGUUGGACAUCCAAGCCCCGCUUCACCAAAGUCUCGUUGCUGCUGCACAGUUCUCAAUGCAGCAUCAAGAGGCCGACGCUCGAGAUCAAUCCGAGACCGCGACACUUAUGAGCCUGAAGGCAGCUGCGAUCAUGUCUGACAAGGCACUGAAGUCUGCUAUGAAGAGCCAGGGGCACUCUGACACGCUUCGUGUUGAGCGCCUCGCUACACGAGCUGCAUGUGCUUGUGUGUUGGCGGGUGGGGCUGCGUGGGGCGCGGUGCUGAAAUCCAUAGCGGAGCAAAAGGCGAAGUGGAGGGCCAUCCUGUUUAUUGAGAAGGUCCGCUAUGAUGAAACUCCGUUGCGGGUUCGAGUUGAGGGGCAGCAAGCUUCGGGCUCGAAAGCAGGCUCCUUGGAAGCCUGCCAGCAUGCGAAAGUAUUCCAAGCAGAGAUGACAGUCCAGAUGGUGCUGCAGGAAAAGUCUUCAGGGCGCCGUGUACUUUUUGCCGGCUGCCAGCCGACAGUCCUGCAGACAAUGGACCGCACUACGGCAGAGUGCUGUCUCAAGGCACUUUGCAAUGUACGCGCGCUCAUUCCCGGUAUCGAAACUGCUUCUACAAUAUUCGAGAAUUACCUGCGUGUUGCCGUCAUGGACAGAUAUGGAGCCAACUUUCGUUCUGAGAGAGCAAUGGCUCAACAGGCCAUGAAGGCUGGUCGCAACGAGAGCUCCUGCGCACAAAAGUGUGAAGUCCACAUUAUAGCACAAAGCAACAAAGCCGGCAUGGAUGUCUUGACGAAUGACAUUUCGGGUUUGUUGUCCAUGGCAUUAGCGCAACAGGGCAGCGGUACGCUUGGCACCCUUCGUGCCUUGCUGGGCGACGUCAUUUUGGAACACCUGUCUGUCUCGUACGCAAUGCCCCCACAAGGAGCAGUCUCGAAACAUAGGUCAGAGAUCCACGACUUGUUUGUUCCUAUCCCUCUUGACCCCGACACCGGCGCUGCAACUGGAGCCGGGGCGGUCUUGGCGAUGCAACGAAGAUAUGUGUUGGCCUCCCUCUUCAACGGGGAUUUAGAGGAAGAGUGCAUCACGCACUUUUGCCCUUACGGGUGCUGCGCCACGUGGGAAGAGACAGAGAUGCGGUUCCGGACCCUGGCGCCGUGGGCACUUCUGCCGCACAAGGCGCCGCGCUACGCCAGACAGAGGUGGACGAAUCACGGUGCCGCAGUCAAUUGGUCUGGGUUGCUCGCAAGUCACCACAAUCUCCUGUCGAGACUGAUGCACCGGUGGCUUGGCGCACCGACUGGGAAACCAUCGACUCCGGCGACCAGAGUGGACGCAGAAUCCGCGGCCUUUCUUGAGGAUAUGGCGGUAGACCUGGGGGAUGUGCCGGAUGAUGCAGGCGAUCCCGGGCUGAAUGCGGAGGGCGAUGCAGAUGCGGAGGAUGAUGAUGAUGCAACUUGGCCGUUUGCUCAGGACCUGCAGGCGGCCGAUUGGGUCAAACGGAAUCGUGCCUACAAACGCAAUGCUCGCCGCUGGGCAGACUCAAACCCAGGGCCGCGAUUGUGCGUGCUGAAGACCGCGAUGCUGGUUAUGGCAGCCCUGAUGCACCGUGCCCUCCAAGUAGCUGGGGCUGAGUGGCAACGGCAGCAAGAGAAGAAAGCAGCGCAGGGCCAAGACCGCUCGUACCGCAUGCUGGAAGCAGCGUUCUCGCAGGAUCUGCGGGACUAUUUUGUAGGCAUGAUUCGAAUCCUGCUGCAGCUGCCUCAAGGGCUGUCUCUUUCAAAGAUGACGCUUCCGCUCAAGCUGCUCAUGCUACGGGUUGUUGCCCGAUCCAUGUGCAGCCUACACGUCUUGCUGCGCGUGGCGCGAGAGAUGCAUCCAUAUUUGCUGUUCCGCUCCCUGUUGACCCACGAGUACGACAAGACACCACCCUGUUUGUGGGACUCCUUGAGAACAUUCUUCCACGAGAGUUUCCCAGACUUCUCGGAAGAUGCUGGCGCAUGCUUGGAAGCCUUGGCAGAGACCAUGGACAGGUGCAUCAGUACCAUCGAGGCGAGACACGCGCUCACUCGCCGGUUGACGGUGGCCCGGGGAGUACAGACGUGGAUACCGAAGUUGGCCUCUACUUCUGCGGAGUUUUGUUUGAGGCAGGUCUUGCUUCAGCAAGGCCCAGAAGCAUUUGCGCCUCAGGCUUCCGAUGAGGCGGCCCGCAAAGCCAAGCCCGAACAGAAGCGACGUGGUGGCGGGGGCGCUUGUCGUGCAUUUCUGCACGAAUGCAGCGCUGGUCGCAGGUUCACCAAAAGCAGCUUGCAGGAAUUAAUGCAGGAGUUUCGUUCCCUAGACCCGAGUGCUCUGGCUUACUACGAAGACUUGGGCAAGCGGGCGGCAUUCGCGCAUCGCAACGGCUACCACUCAUUCGGCGAGCGCAAGCCACGUGUGCCUCGUGCGGCUCAACCACCCUUGGCCGACAAUGCACCUGUGGAUGAUGGUGCGGCAUUGGUACCUGGAGCCUAUGCUCCUCUGAUUCCUGUGGUGGACCGCAGCCUGAAAGAAGGUAUGCGUGAAAUUCGGGCAACCAUGCGUGAGAAACAGCGACAGCAGAAGGAGAAGCGUGAGAAGGAGGAGGCCGCGUUGUCUGAGUGGCAGCAGAACUACUUGGAGGAGUCCCCCAGCCCUUUUCCAGCUGUUCCUGCUCACGCCUGCUGUUCUUCGGCAGCGGCCGGAACUGGGCAGUUGCACGGCUACCUACGAUGGUUCCCUCCAUGCACGCAGUUUGCCAAGGCCGUGCUCAGCGACGCGAACGCUACCUCGAGAUCUUGUGGCCUUCGCACGAAGCUGGAGAACCAUUGGGACGAUACUUGUGCACUGAUUGUGCAUGCUGAGCAGCCGGAAAUCAAGUUUGACAAAGCCAUUUCCAAGAACUUGUUCAGGCCUUCUAAGUGCUACUUGACAGGUCUUUGCAUCUGUGGGCAGGGCCCACCUGAAAACACUUACGCGAUAAGGGUGGUGGACAGAAUCACCCAGAUUAUGAAGCAAGCGUUCUGGUCUAAAGGAUCCGGUAAGGACCGCAAGACCUCGAAGCCGCGAGAGCUCUUGGAAAGCUUGCAAGUUGUGCUGGCUCUUCGCCCCACGGGCGGCCAGGACGCUGAGGACAGAGGCUUGUGGCUCCUUCUUGGAUUUGUCAACUACAAGACCUGGAAGGUGACAGCUCUAGAGCUGAUGUGCACGGCUGUCGCGCCGGACGGGUCGCGAGCGUGGCUUCAGCUGGUCGAUGUCCAGGCCUCGGACAUGGAGUACUUCUUGCAAGAGCUUGACGACGAAGAUGACAAGGAGCAUCUGCACCAGCUCGGCUUGCUGGCGCGCACCUUGCUGGAAGCAGUGAAAACCAAGCUAUCGUUCCAACAGUCUUACGUGGCAUCCUUUUGGAAAAUGGCGCCCAGCGUUUCCCCUGGCACGACCCUGCUGGAGGAGAUGCUGCCAUGCUUUCUACAGGUGAUUCCCCUGGGCGAUGUGCCGGAGCGUUCUGUGUGGGACGGGCCUGCAGCGGAGGACGAUCAACGUCGCCUCGGGACUGUGGCAUAG